GCCCCUUUUACACUCACGCUCUCUUCUAGCUAUCCCUCCGCAUCCAGCAUGCCUACAAAUCAAGAAGCAAAGGAAGUAGCAGAGCACAUAGCAUCCCGCCUACACCAGCAUAACACCAACAGCGGAAAUCCGCAACAAAGCAGCAUUCCCCACCUCGUGCUCGAGAUCGCUGUCGAGUCGCUCAAGAUCCAUAGACUGCAUUUAGAGGAACGGGUGAGGCAGUCUCGAGCAGCUAUGCCGAAGAAGAGCGAUUCCCGGAAAGGUAUGAACCGUGCUGAGAGUGAGCGUCGCGGGCAUGGACACCGCGAGCGGGAUUCACAACAACGGCGUCACAGCUCUUCAGUUCAGGGAGAGCCAGUUCAUCGUUUGCACACACCGAGUCCCCGUGCGGGAAGAGUAGAAGUGCCUAACCCUCCUUCCAACACACCAGUUCCCGCGUCUCCACCAGGAGAGAGGCGAAAGCGAAGAAGACGCAUGUCCCCCAUCGGUAAUCCGCCCACGUACCAGCCCAAAAUGGGCUUGACGCUAGGCUUCGGGACGCUUGUACGAAAUUGCAUCGAGUACGAAGCCAGACGGAUAGGUAAAGAGCAGCGCAGGAAAGAGAGGCGGGGAAGGCGUGAUGAGCGAACGAGAAAGCCCAGCGAGAGAGAAACGCAGGAGGAGCUGGAAAAGGCGCAUGGCUCGGUUGCACAGGCUACGGGACAUGAGCCUCGACGUUCCUCUGACCCGCCAACCUCAGGUAGUAGGUCCAGGAGACUGGGUGCCAAUCGUUUCAGACCUAAUGGCAAGAGUGCUCCGCCUGUUGGACCGGGAGGGAAGUAUCGUCCAGCUCAGUUAUAUUACGGUCGACGAGAUAGCCCUCAUCAGGUGGAAAGCUCGCGGCAACCCAGUGCUGGCGAGAAUCCUCGACGAGGGAGUAGACGGACUCCUAAUCAAAGUAUCCUACUCACAGUACAAGGACCUCGAACAGCAACAGAAACGUUAGCUUCGGCGAAAAUUGCCCCCCGAAUUCGCAACGGAUGAGCAGGUACGCUGGAAGCCCUUCAGGUAAUCCACAUGGACGGCGAAAUGACACUGAAACUCAUUCAGUCCGCUCAACCCAAUCUGACGUCCCGUCGUCACCGAAGAGCAGCACAGCAGUCGUCGGCUACGAGCGCAACCCGCAAGGCAAUCGAGUCGAGCAAAUGGAGAGGGAGCAGGCGGGAAGUGCUCGAAGAGGGCAAUCGGCCGCUGGUCCAUCAAUCGCUCCGGGGAGUAGCGGAGUGGGCCGUGGUGAGCCUAGUUGGAAUUUUGACAACGUAGAUUAAGUGGUGUGGGAAGCGGUGAGGAGAGUUACCUACAUACCCUAGGGUAGUGGUGGUGUUUCGGGUAGCGCUCCAUAGAUGUAGUCUGAUAUGGCUUAGAACAAGUAUCGUAGCAACUGUUCUGUCUACGUAAGCCAUCAAUGUGCGAGUGGGGUUGAACAGAACUUU
Molecule: messenger RNA, 1472 nt
Organism: Westerdykella ornata
Lineage: Eukaryota; Fungi; Ascomycota; Dothideomycetes; Pleosporales; Sporormiaceae
Exons: 2
Coding region: 49-1023 (324 amino acids)
Source: RefSeq, a predicted model, not a curated record